AUGUGCUCGAGUCAGGCCGGGCGGGUCCAUAUCCGGGUGGACCGAGUGGGUGGGGCCGUCCCUCCUCCAGGUCCCGAGGUGGGUUGGGGGUGGGGAGUGACGCGCGGAGAUUCCCUGACGCCCCUUCGGAUCCGAGAGGGGGCGGCAGAAGGAACGCUAGGGCGACAGGGCGUGGAUUUAGGGCGUGCCCACCUUGUCGAUUGGCCCUGGGGAGCACCCCCCUCCACCUUCCCGAGCCUUAGCGGCCGCGGAGGAGCAAAAGGAGAGGUGGAAGCCGAGGAAGGCUGGCUGAGCCGGCCACCAGCUCCGAACUUGCCGGGGAAACUAGUGCUGAGGGAGGGAGGGGCCGGGCCCUGGCCGCGGCGGGAGGAGGGGCGGCCGCAGCUGCAUCCAGCCCCGUUGGCUUCCUUCCCAGCUCUCCUUCGCCUCCUCCUCCUCUUCCUCCUGUAUGAGUCAGGCAUUUCCCGGGGAUUUGGAGCAGCCACGCGCGGCCCGGGCGCCCGGAGCUGUAGCAGCAGCGGCAGUCGCCACCGCGGCGGGCACCCGCGUCCCGGCCCGGGCUCGGUGGCCGCUAGCCCGUCCGGGGGAGGCAGCCGCAGGCGGGAGCCGGCGCUCGAGGGCGUGCUCAGCAAAUACACCAACCUCCUCCAGGGCUGGCAGAACAGGUACUUUGUGCUGGAUUUUGAGGCUGGCAUCCUGCAGUAUUUUGUAAAUGAACAAAGCAAGCACCAGAAGCCUCGAGGAGCCCUGUCUCUAUCCGGAGCCAUCGUAUCCCUGAGCGAUGAGGCUCCCCACAUGCUGGUCGUGUACUCUGCUAAUGGGGAGAUGUAUAAACUGAGAGCUGCUGAUGCAAAAGAAAAGCAGUUCUGGGUGACUCAGCUUCGAGCUUGUGCCAAAUACCACAUGGAAACAAAUUCAAAGAGUACUCCAAGCUCCCGAAGCCGAAGUCUCACUUUGCUCCCCCAUGGAACACCCAAUUCUGCGUCUCCCUGUAGCCAGAGACACCUCAGUGCGGGGGCCCCCGGUGUUGUCACAGUCAUGCAUCACAAGUCGCCUGCAGCUGCCCGAAGAGCCAAGAGUCAGUAUUCCGGCCAACUUCACGAAGUCAGAGAGAUGAUGAACCAGGUGGAAGGGCAGCAGAAGAACCUGGUGCAUGCCAUUGAGUCCCUGCCGGGCUCUGGCCCCCUCACUGCCUUGGACCAGGACUUGCUGCUCCUGAAAGCUACCUCUGCGGCCACCCUCAGCUGCCUCGGGGAGUGCCUCAACUUGCUACAGCAGAGCGUGCACCAGGUGGGCCCAUCCAGCCACAAGCCGGGGCCCUCAGAGAACGUCCUGGGAUGGCAUGGGCCCAAGUCACAUUCCACAGAGCAGCUGAAAAAUGGGACACUUGGCUCUUUGCCAUCAGCCAGUGCCAACAUAACCUGGGCCGUUUUACCAAACUCCACUGAAGAUGAACAAACUUUCCCGCCAGAGCCAGAGCCAAACUCAGGCCCUGAAUUGGUUUUGUCCGAAGAUGAAAAAACUGACAAUGAAGAUAAGGAAGAGACAGAGUUGGGCGUCAUGGAGGAUCAUCGCAGUAUAAUUCUUCACCUCAUUUCACAGCUCAAACUUGGAAUGGAUUUGACCAAGGUGGUGCUUCCCACGUUCAUUCUGGAGAAGAGAUCCUUGCUGGAGAUGUAUGCAGACUUUAUGGCGCACCCUGACCUCCUGCUGGCCAUCACUGCCGGGGCCACGCCAGAGGAGAGAGUUAUUUGUUUCGUGGAGUAUUAUCUCACAGCCUUCCAUGAGGGCCGCAAGGGGGCCUUGGCCAAGAAGCCCUACAACCCCAUCAUCGGGGAGACGUUUCACUGCUCCUGGGAAGUCCCCAAGGACAAGGUCAAGACCAAAAGGACUGCUCCCCCGUCUCCUCCCAGUGAUCAUGAACAACUAGUGGCUGAUGACCCUUCCAAAAGCUACAAAUUAAGGUUUGUGGCUGAGCAAGUAUCCCAUCACCCACCCAUCUCCUGCUUCUACUGUGAGUGCAAGGAGAAGAGACUGUGCGUCAACACUCACGUAUGGACCAAAAGCAAGUUCAUGGGCAUGUCCGUGGGGGUCUCUAUGAUAGGGGAAGGUGUGCUGAGGCUCCUGGAACACGGAGAGGAAUACGUCUUCACACUGCCCAGCGCUUACGCGCGGUCCAUCCUCACCAUCCCGUGGGUGGAGCUCGGAGGAAAGGUCAGCAUCAACUGCGCCAAGACCGGGUACUCCGCGACCGUGACGUUCCACACCAAGCCCUUCUACGGCGGGAAAGUACACAGGGUCACAGCAGAAGUGAAGCACAACCCAACCAACACCAUUGUUUGUAAAGCCCAUGGGGAGUGGAAUGGUACCUUGGAAUUCACCUACAGCAACGGGGAGACCAAAGUCAUCGACACAACUUCACUGCCAGUGUACCCCAAGAAGAUCAGGCCCCUGGAGAAGCAGGGGCCCAUGGAGUCCAGGAACCUCUGGCAGGAGGUUACCCGAUAUCUGCGACUAGGGGACAUUGAUGCAGCCACAGAGCAGAAGCGGUGCCUGGAAGAGAAACAGCGGGUGGAGGAACGGAAGCGGGAAAACCUCCGCACACCAUGGCAGCCCAAAUAUUUUAUCCAAGAGGGCAACGGCUGGGUAUACUUCAAUCCCCUCUGGAAGGCACACUGAUGGGCUGGAGGUGCAGAGCUUUCCUAAAUAGCCCUGUUUUUGUAGGAAUUAAAGUGGUACAGUACCAAGGUUUUGUUGGCAUUCACCGAGACCCCUUGCUAGCAAACAAGAAAUGGUUAAAAAAAAAAAAAAAAAAUUCUAUACUGUGAACCAUGCUCCCCCAAACUCUUGCUAGAGGAUUGAAUUUAUCCAAGAGCCAUUUGGGGCAUGUGUGUACACAUUUAAGGUGUUCACACACGCACUAUGUACAUAUGAGUAUUACUACACAUGUAAAUAAUGCACUCACCAAGAUUUAAGUGGGUAAUCAUGAGCUCCUUUUUAUCAAUGAGGUUUUCUAUUUUUCACUUUGCCAAAAAUGUUUUGCACUUACAAAGAUGUUUUCACUUAGCCAACUUCUGUCAAAAUGAAGAUUGAAUUGGCAUGGCCCAAUCAAUGUGUCCUUAUAGUAGACAGUGGCUCAUUCCUGGGAGAAAUGCAGGUGGCAAUCAUUUCCCAAGUGGGAUUUUCACAUCCUUCCCCAUCUCCAUCUUGUGUUUGUCCACAUCCGAGAAAUAUAAACUACUUUGCUGAGAAUGGAUGUGUUUAGGAAGCUAUUGGAGAUUAAUGCCAGAGCCUUCUAAGGUGGAAUCUAGAGCCAAACCAGGCCCUAACAUUGAGUUUUCCUCCCAUUUUUCUGAUGCUCAAAGCACGAGUUAUACAUUCCUCCAAAGCUUCUUCCUUUACAGCAGAAAAUAAAUCUCACGGAGAGUUCAUUACCUUCAUGAUGGAAAAAAGGGCUUCAGAAGCUGAAUUAUGUGCAUGCAUAUUCAAAUAUGCGAGAAAAGAAUUUACUGUGGAUUUUUAAAAAGUGUACCUCUCUGGUAUGACUCAAACUCUGCAAGAAAGCCACUGUGAUUAAAACAAAGCCUUUGUAAGUGUUCCAUGGUUUCAGUUGAAUUUGUCCUCAGCCUUUACAAAUUGAGGUGUCAGACGUGACCAAAAAAAAGGAAAAAUGAUUUUUGCUCAAUGCUUAAUUUAUUUUUUACUGUGCCACUCCAAUGAUAUUUAUAAAAAUCAGUAGCAUGAAUGCUUCUCUGUAGUAAUACUAAUUUUGUGCCUUUUGUCCGCUUUCUUAAGACCAAUUGUUCACACUUUGUAGAUAUUAGACAAAUAUAUUUCAAUUAAAUGUUA
Messenger RNA from Ictidomys tridecemlineatus (thirteen-lined ground squirrel), 3849 nucleotides. The record is from RefSeq and is a predicted model, not a curated record. Lineage: Eukaryota; Metazoa; Chordata; Mammalia; Rodentia; Sciuridae.